Molecule: messenger RNA, 3375 nt
Organism: Malania oleifera
Lineage: Eukaryota; Viridiplantae; Streptophyta; Magnoliopsida; Santalales; Ximeniaceae
Product: gamma-tubulin complex component 3
Exons: 2
Coding region: 94-2712 (872 amino acids)
Biological process (GO): mitotic cell cycle; spindle assembly; cytoplasmic microtubule organization
Cellular component (GO): equatorial microtubule organizing center; spindle pole; centrosome
Molecular function (GO): gamma-tubulin binding; microtubule minus-end binding
Source: RefSeq, a predicted model, not a curated record
AUCUCAUCGUCUCUCUCAUCCUUCUCCCCCAAAUUCUCUCUCCUCUCUCUCUCUCUCUCUCUCUCUCUCUCUCUCUCCACCGUCUUCCUCGCCAUGGAAGACCACAAGGUCACAGAUCUAGUCAAAGAGCUCGUCCAGCGCCUAGUUGCACAGGGCGCCUCAAACCCUACUUCUUCACUCGACUUCGAUCGCUCUCUUCGCUACGCCGUUCGGAUGCUCUCGAGCUGUAUGACGCCGACGAUCGCCGCCGACUCCGCCGCCAUGGCCGAGUCCAUCAAGCGCCGACUUGCCACCCAAGGUAAGUCAUCCGAAGCCUUAACUUUCGCCGAUCUCUACACCAAAUUCGACGCGAAAUCUGGCCCCGGAAGCGUUAAAAAUAAGUGGGCUGUGCUUUAUUUGCUUAAAGUUAUCUCCGAAGAUCGGAGAAAUUCCAAGAAUCGGUUGUCUGAUUCUAGGAUUUCUUCAGGUCUCUUUGCCUCUUCAGCAUUGUCCGGUGGUCUACCCGCAUUGUUUGAUGCCGAAUCCAAUGGUAGUUCUAGGGCUAUGAAUGAUAAUUCGAGGGUUUUGAAUGAUAAUUCUAGGGUUUUACGCAGUCGGGAAGCUGUGGAAAAGGGGUGGAGUGGUGGGGUUUUGUUGGUUUCGAAGGACCCGGAAAAUCUUCGGGAUAUAGCAUUUCGAGAGUUUGCGAGCUUGUUGAAAGAAGAAAAUGAGGUCUCUGAAGAGGUUUUGGUGAGAGAUGUGUUGUAUGCUUGUCAAGGAAUUGAUGGGAAGUAUGUGAAAUUUGAGAAGAAUGCUGAUGGGUAUGUAUUUUCAGAUUUGAUUAAAGUUCCUAGAGCAACAAGGACUAUGGUUCGGAAGCUUUGUGAGCUGGGCUGGUUGUUUCGGAAGGUUAAGGGCUAUAUUUCUGAGAGCAUGGAUCGGUUUCCUGCUGAAGAUGUGGGGACUGUAGGGCAGGCAUUUUGUGCUGCAUUACAAGACGAGCUUUCAGAUUAUUAUAAAUUGUUGGCCGUGCUAGAAGCGCAAGCGAUGAAUCCGAUUCCGCUGGUUUCUGAAACUGCGAGUUCAAGGGAUUAUCUUUCUUUGAGGAGACUCUCAGUUUGGCUUGCAGAGCCAAUGGUGAAGAUGAGGUUAAUGGCUGUUUUAGUUGAUAAGUGUAGGGUUUUGAGGGGUGGAGCAAUGGCGGGGGCUAUUCACAUGCAUGCCCAACAUGGUGACCCUCUUGUGCAUGAGUUUAUGAGGCGUCUACUUCGUCGAGUGUGUUCUCCCCUGUUUGAAAUGGUCAGGAGUUGGGUUUUGGAAGGGGAAUUGGAGGAUCUUUUUGCAGAAUUUUUUGUUCUGGGCCAGCCUGUGAAAGCGGAGUCUCUCUGGAGGGAAGGUUACCGGCUCCAUGCUGCCAUGCUUCCUUCUUUUAUCUCUCAAUCUCUGGCUCAGCGCAUAUUAAGGACUGGGAAGUCAAUAAAUUUUCUUCGCGUUUGCUGUGAGGAUCGUGGUUGGGCUGAUGCUGCAACAGAAGCUGCGGCUGCAGCGGGGACUACAACUAGGAGAGGAGGUCUCGGAUAUGGGGAAACUGAUGCACUUGAGUCUCUAGUUAUUGAAGCAGCAAAGAUAAUUGAUAAGCAUUUGAUGGAUGUUAUGCAUAAGCAGUACAAAUUCAAAGAGCAUUGUCUUGCAAUUAAGCGUUACUUACUUCUUGGGCAAGGUGAUUUUGUUCAGUAUUUGAUGGAUAUUGUUGGGCCUGAGCUGUCCGAGCCUGCUAACACCAUUAGCUCAUUUAAGUUAGCUGGUCUGCUGGAAAGUGCAAUCCGAUCAUCUAAUGCACAAUAUGAUGAUCCUGACAUAUUGGAUAGAUUGAGAGUCAAAAUGAUGCCGCAUGGCACUGGUGACAGGGGUUGGGAUAUAUUUUCUUUAGAAUAUGAUGCAAGAGUCCCACUAAAUACAGUCUUCACAGAGACUGUAAUGGCAAGGUAUUUAAAAAUCUUCAAUUUCUUGUGGAAACUUAGACGGGUAGAGCAUGCACUUAUUGGUGCUUGGAAGACCAUGAAGCCAAAUUGUAUAGCUUCACACUCCUACACUAAGCUGCAACAUGUAGUUAAAAUGCAGUUGCUUUUAACACUGAGGCGAUGCCAAGUCCUUUGGGACGAGAUGAAUCAUUUUGUUACAAACUUGCAAUAUUACAUCAUGUUUGAAGUCUUGGAGGUGUCAUGGUCUAACUUCUCAAAUGAAAUGGAAUUAGCUAAGGAUCUUGAUGAUUUACUUGCAGCACAUGAUAAGUACCUGAGUUCAAUUGUGGAGAAGUCUCUCCUUGGUGAACGAUCACAAACCCUUUAUAAGGCACUCUUUGCAUUGUUUGACCUUAUAUUGCGUUUCCGAAGUCAUGUGGAUCGGUUGUAUGAAGGUAUCAGUGAAUUGCAGGCAAGAACUGUGGAAUCUUCCUUGACAUCUCAAGAUAAAACCAAAUCACGGAGGCAUCAAGUUGGUAAAUUUUCGGAGUCUGGAUCAUGGGUUAGUGAGGGUCGGAAGGCCCUAACACAACGUGCCAGUGAAUUUCUUAGAAAUAUGGGACAAGAGCUGGAUGCAGUUGCAAAAGAGUAUUCAUCACUGCUUGAGGGAUUCAUUUCUCAAUUACCUGUGCAACAGCACAUUGAUUUGAAGUUCCUCCUGUUUAGGCUUGAUUUCACUGAGUUUUAUAGCCACUCACAUUCUAAUAAAUGAGGAAGGAUACCAGUAAAGCAUUAAAUUUUAAGGGAAUGAGGAAGGGUACCAGUAAAGCAUUUAAUUUUAAGGAAAUGCUCCCGCAGCACAUAAGGGAUGAACAAGUUGUGAUUUGCCAUUUGCUAAUUGCUGCCCAGAAUACUACAACAAUCAAGCAGUGGCUACCUGACCUCAGGACCAACCAGUUCAUACUUCAUUGCUUGUUUUCAGGCAAUGGUACUGGUAACUUUGUAGCUUGGUUUUUUCUUCUCAUGAUUUUAUUUCAAUUUUUUCUAACACCCAUUAUCUUUUCUACUCUGCAGAUGACAUUUUUUCCCUCUGGAUGCCUAGUGUCGAAGAUUUUAAGUUUCAGUUGAGGUGCAUUAUAUCAGUAUAUUAGGUUGUCAAAUAUGGUAGUGUAUGCAUUUUGUAUUUGAUGGCCCUGUGCUGGGUGUUGGUAUUCUUUGUGGCUCUGGCAAGCUGCCCAUUCCAAGUUUGUAUAUUUGUAUCAUAGUUUUGUAAUUCUCAUUGUGCAUUUUCUGUGGUCCUAUUAGCUGUGUGCGCUAAUUGCUCUGAUUUGUCUACUUUUUCUCUCUCAAUUUCUUGUGUUUAAUCAAGUUUUGUUCUUGUACCUUGAUGAUUUGGUGCUGAGGGGAAUAAAUCUGCAAUUUUUUUUUUUUUCAA